Molecule: messenger RNA, 2094 nt
Organism: Poecile atricapillus (Black-capped chickadee)
Lineage: Eukaryota; Metazoa; Chordata; Aves; Passeriformes; Paridae
Product: endonuclease domain-containing 1 protein-like
Exons: 3
Coding region: 401-1231 (276 amino acids)
Molecular function (GO): nucleic acid binding; hydrolase activity; metal ion binding
Source: RefSeq, a predicted model, not a curated record
ACAAGAGAUGUUCUGCCAGGAACAGAAACACAUGUAGGUCCCCAUUCGUGGGGAAUGAGGAAAUGAACAGAUAAGUCACCAGACCCGGUUAUUUUCCCCUUACACGUGAUGCUGCAAGAACCUGGGAGAAAUCCUGAGGAAAUUGCAAAUAGCAACUGUCACCCCACUUCAGGGUAGGUGUGAACAAAUCUCCUUGAAUAGUAACAGAAAACCUAUCUUUUCAGUGAAAUUCCCUGUUUACCACAACAAGCAGAUUUAUGACCGGGUAUAUAUUGCUCUGGGACUCCUGAGGGAUCAGUCAAGUGUUUCUCCAGGGACAAGACAAAAGGAACUAUUUGGCUGCCUGUUCUGAGACUCUGCUUCAAGGGGAGCAAGAGCCCUUCACUGAAAUCCUCCUGCAAUGCUGUGGCUGCUGCUGCUGCAGGUGCUGGCGAGCUGCCUCUGGCUGGGACACAGCGAGGUGGUGAAGUCCUUUGAAAGUUCAUGUCCUCAGUUUUUUUUCCGGGAGGUCCCCCCAAAUGAAGCCCUGGAGCCGCAGAAACCAGCCUGGAUCUGCCAGCGCUACAAGAACCAGUAUUACUUUGCCACCCUGUAUGACAGGAAGAUGCGUAUUCCUGUCUACUCUGCUUACAUCUACCAGCCUGGACCUGGCAAAAGACCUAAAACAUGGCUGGUUGAGCCCCAGCUGAUUGGCCUAAAUUAUCCUAAAACUAUGGAAAAAGAAUGGACACUCUUAAAUCAAUACAAUGUCAGCUUAGAGAAACUCAGCCAGAGCCAGGCUAUCCUUCAUGAUUACAAGAACCUGACGGGUUUGAACCGAGGCCAUUUGAACCCCAAUGGCCACCAUGAUGACUACAGCAGCAGGAUGGCCACCUUCACCCUCACCAACAUAGUGCCCCAGGAUGAGAAACUCAAUGGCGGUGCCUGGAACAACUACGAGCAGCAAACGAUGAUCAGGAGGACCCGGGACUGUAAAACCACCUAUGCCAUCGUGGGAGCUGUGCCUGGGAACAACUACAUUGCCAAGGGGAGGGUUAAUAAACCCAGCUACCUCUGGUCAGCUGCCUGCUGUGUGAUGGACAACAACUACAUAAAAGCUUGGGCGGUCAUCGCUGAGAACGACAAGAACCAGGUUCAGCUCCUCACACUGGGGGAGCUGGAGGACACUUUAACUGAGCUCUAUGGGAGGGGACAGGUUUCCCUGUUUGACAGUGACUGUCCCCGGGAAUAAGCUUCACAUCCUGGGUGGAACAGGCUUAGGAGCUUUUGCCACAUGUCAUAGAAUCACAGAAUGGUUUGGGUUGGAAGGAAUUUCAAAGACCAUUCAUGUAGACUCAGCUUUCAUGCCAUGGGCAGGGACACCUUUCACUAUCCUCAGUGGCUCCAAGCCCUGUCCAACCUGGCUUUGAAUACUUCCAGGGAUGGAGCGGCCACAACUUCUCUGGACAACCUGUGCCAGGGCCUCACCACUCUCACAGUAAAGGAUUUCUUUUUAAUAUCUAAUCUAACCUCAUCUGCUCUCAGUUUAAAGCCAUUCCCUCUUGUCCUGUCACUCCAUACCCUUGUCCAAACUCCCUCUCUCUUUUAAAACCCUUUAGACACUGGAAGGGGUCCAAGUUCUCCCAAGAGCUUUCUUUUCUCCAGGCUCUCUCACCCUCAGUUCUCUCACCCUCUCUCCAGGGCAGAUGUGCUCCAGCUCUUGGAGCAUCCUUGUGGACUCCUCUGGACCCCACUCCAACAGCUUUGUGUCCUUCUUCUGGUGUGGAUCCCAGAGCUGGAGGCAGCGCUGCAGGUGGGGUCUCACCAGAACAGAGUAGAGGGGAACAAAUGGAGUAAAGGGGAACAAGACAACCCAAGACACCCAAAGGCCUCUGAUUUAUUUCCAAGAAGGUCUGAGAUAACAGACUUCACAUGACAUCUAAUUUCCAUUAGGAAGUGAGAAACCUGUCUUCAGGUCAGGGAAAUUUAUCUGUAAAAGAGUACCAAUGGCCACGUACUUACAGAGUAGUUUAGGGACUAACAUAACAAUUUCUAUGCCAAGUGUAUAAUUUACUAAUAAAACCUUGUGAAAUUUUAUGUCUCUUCUUAUUUUUG